AUGGCUAUGCUUCCGCCUAGGAAAACGAAGACCGUGUCAACUGAAAAGAAUUGUAAACAUUCAAUGACACCCCUUCAAACCCUUUUACAAAUGGGAUUCCCCCUAAAUCGAACAGAAAAAGCUUUGGCAGCUACCGGAAAUCGAGGAGUUCAAUUAGCUGCYGAUUGGCUCUUGGCUCAUGUAAAUGAUACUUCAUUAGAUUCCAGCACUAGUAGAGAGUAUAUCAUCUAUGCCUGUCCAACUGGGUCAUUAAUGUAUGAGUUAAGAGAAUUUUGGAAUAAAUCAGCUAAUAAAUGUGGACGCAAUGGAGCUCAUAAUUUUUUGCCUCAUAUUACUCUAGUAUCAUUUUUUCAGGUACCUGAUGAAUAUGCUAAUGCACUGGUAUCUAUACUAAAAAAUGUUUUAGAUGAGGUCAUUAAAGAAAUGAUAGUCAAUGACUUUCAUUUAGAAACUUACACUUCAUCAAAUUUUAUGGGUUUUUUUUUAUCUGAUCAAGGAUCAAGCUUUUUAAAAAGAAUUGCAGUACUAUAUGCAGAAAAAAUCACAGAUCUUGUUGGAGUUCAAGUAGAUCCCCAUUUGAAAUCUUUACAUUUAACUUUGGCAUAUCAAUUUGAUGUAAGCCAAAAAGAAACUUUGAAAUCAUUAAUCAAAUCCACCAUAAAUCCAUCAACUCCAUGUUUAUGGGAACUAAAGUUAUAUUCUAGGGAACCAUUAGCUGCUUAUAAACAGGUAUAUAAGGUUGUAUAUGCACACGUCCCACAAGCUACUGAUGAAUUAGAACUAAGAAUAGGUGAUUAUAUAUAUGUAUCUAAAGAAAGCAUAGAUAAUUCUGUUGAUGGCUGGGCUGAAGGAAUGUCUUGGUUAACUGGAUGUAAUGGUUACUUUCCUCUAUGCUACACUGAACGUACUGCUGAAUCUGAUACUUGGACUCUACAUUGUUCAUUGCCUUUAGAUGGUAGUUAUCAUGAAUCUUUAGAAGUUAAUGAUUCAAAUAUGACUGAAGAAAAGCUAGUUGAAAAAUAUGGCACUAGUUUCGUUCCAGUUGAUUACACACCACAUUCAGAAUCUCCAAAAGGUCCCAAAUCUCAAAAAAUAUACAUUUGUCGACAUGGGGAAAGAGUAGAUUUCACUUUUGGGACAUGGGUGCCUUAUAGUUUUGAUUCUGAUGGAAAAUAUGUGAGAAAAGAUUUAAACAUGCCCCCAAAUAUUCCUCAACGGCGAGAUUUUCCAAACUCUUACCAAACUGAUACUCCACUCACUUGUGUUGGUGAAUAUCAAGCUAAAUUAACUGGAUGGGGUAUGAAAGCUGCUCAGUCUACCAAAUUAAUUCAACAUGUUUUUUGCUCACCAUCAUUACGCUGUGUUCAAACUUGCCAUAAUAUCUUAGUUGGCCUUGAUAUUGAUAAACAAGUUUCGAUUUGUAUUGAACCUGGUAUAUUUGAAUGGCUUGGUUGGUAUAAUCAGUCUGGGCUACCUGAUUGGAUGAGUAAUGAAGAGUUAAUAGCUGCUGGUUUUAAUGUUAAUUCCAAAUAUGAAGCUUUAGUAUCAUUACCAUUUUUAACUGAAAAUAUGUCAGAAACAGUUGAACAGUAUUAUUUAAGAUGUGACGAAGUAAUACAGAAUGUAAUCAAAUCAACUGAACCCAAAGGUGGUGAUAUAUUGCUGGUAGGUCAUGCUUGUUCAUUGGACUCUUUUUCAAGAUCAUUACUUCAUAAAUCUCCUCGUACUAAACAAAAUUUUGUUAAAAUGGUUAAAGACAUCCCUUAUUGCGGCCUAGUAACUUUAAUGACUGAUGGAAUUAAUGAUUGGACAUUUGUAGAUCCUCCAGUUCCACCAUUAACUAACUCUAUUAAUAAAAGAUUUAAUUGGAAAGUUUUAACCACUGACUUUGAUGUUUCUCCGAAUUAAGUAUGUUUUAACACAUUGACURCUGUGUGAUCACUGGCGGUCUUCUGUAAUUCUCAAAUUCUAUAUUUUUGUUACUUGGCACCCAUAGUUGGGUAACUACUAUGUGACAUGACGGUUGAAGGUCAUAAAUGAAUAUGAUUUUAUAUUAAUAACUUUUCCAUGAUGCUACAAUAAUGUACUAAAAAGAGCGCUGUGGCGUAGUGGGGAUCAUUCCAUUUUUUUUUUUAUAUAAACUUUUUUGUUGUUUUAUUUUUUAAAUUUUUUUCAAAUAAUAUAGUAUUUUGUACAAACUUUGUAUGACAUGGAAAAAUAUGCUUGGCUUGUUGAUAGUACAUAUCAUGUGACCGACGGUGUCAUAUGGCAGACAUGAUGUUAAUUCCUAAACUAGUAUGACCUGAUAUAAAACAAAAUGAAUUUAUUUAAAAUUAUAAUUUUUUUAAACCUCGCUUAUUCUAACUUGAACAAAUUAUCACAGUUGAAUAUGAUAGAUUCAUAACAAAUAUGUUUAUUUUUAAUUAUAUAGGUUGUUAACAAGUCUGGCAAACCGCAUUUGGAUGUAGAUCGACUAACCCCAGAGGUCAAACUUUUUACAAUACAAUUUAAAAAAUCACCUAUCCUUCAUUUCACCUAAUGCCCCAACCUACUAGCCAUCCCACACAAAUCGUCACCCAGACAUACUAGAUUUUUUCAUAUCCUCGCUACCAAACCACUUAAAUAAUGAUAUAAUAAACCUUGAAGAACUGUCUAGUGACCACUCCCCAAUUCUACUCCACCUAGGUGGUAAACCAGAAAACUUAAACAAUACUCUACACUCUAGACAAAUUAAUUUCAAUUUAUUCCAAAAAAAAUUAGACGAACGCAUAAUUGACUAACAUCUUGCGAUGACAUAGACAGUGCUUUACAAUUCCUCAUUACAACUAUCUAAGAAGCAAUAACAGACUCAACCUCUUCACCAUCAAAUACAAAUAUACCAAUAAAACCACACCAAUAUACUUAUUUACCCCAGAAUUUAAAAGAAUUAAUUAACAAAAAACAUCAAGCUAGAAAAAUUUGGCAUCAAACYCACUACCCAGAGCACAAACAUGAAUUAAAUUAAUUAAUAAAUAAACUGAAAAAAGAUCUGCAAACCUUWAAAGCCAAUCAAUUUCAUUCAUUUUUAUCAUCACUUACACCCGUCAAUGGUUCCUUAUGAAAAUCGAUAAAAAAGAAAAACCAAAAGAAAAGACAUAGUCCCCCUUUAACAAAUUCUAUCUAGCCAUAACCAUCAGUGAAAAARCAAAUUUAUUUGGCAAUCACCUAUCAGAAACUUUCCAACCCCACUCAGAUACAAAUUACAAUUUAACAACACACAUAGAAAAUGUUGAGACUUUUCUUAAGAGUUCACUACCAGCUAAACUAAUUACACUACAAGAAAAAUAUUAUAUUACUAAACUAUGCAAUAACAAAUCCCCAGGGUAUGAUCUAAUUGACAGUAAAAUACUCAAAAAACUAACAAAUAAAACCAUUCUUCUUCUGACUCACAUAUACAAUACACUGCUCAGGUUAUCAUGAAUUAUUCCCCCAAUAUGGAAAUUCUCAACAAUAAUAUUAAUUGCUAAGCCAGAAAAACCAAAGCAUUUAGUAACCUCAUCCGCUUGAUAAAUCUACUACUGACGUUAGGGAAACUUUUUUAAAAACUACCUUUUAAAAGAAUAACCCCUAUUAUCAAAGAAAACAAUAUCGUCCCAAAUACUCAAUUCGGAUUCCAAUCAUAUCAUUCAACAAUCCACCAAAUACACAGAAUAACUGAUAAAAUAUAAUCAUUUGAAAAAAAAGAACACUACCCAGGUGUAUUCCUUGAUAUCGCGCAAGCAUUUGAUCGUGUUAGGUAAAACGUAUUAUUGUUCAAAUUAAAAUAAUUUCUACCUGCUCCACAUUUUCUCAUUCUAAAAUCUUAUCUCGAAGACCGAUAUUUCACUGUUAAACAUAACAAAUCUUACUCUGUCUACCAUAAGAUCAAAGCAAGAGUACCCCAGGGAAGUGACCUAUCACCUAUACUCUACAAUAUCUUCACAUCAGAUAUCCCCAAAACAAACCUUACAACUCUAGCAACAUAUUAUGCAGACGAAACCGCCAUACUAGCAUCAAACAAAGACCCAAAUAUUUCCUACGAUAUACAAUACCAUUUAAAUCUAAUCUUCAAUUAGAUUCAAAAGUGGAAAAUUAAAAUAAACGAAAACAAAUCAGUUCAAAUAAAUUUUUCUCUGAAUAAAAACAAAUGUCUACAUCUUUUGCUCAAUAAUUUGUCAAUUACUAUCCAAAAUGUAACUUAGGAGUUCAUUGAGAUAAAAGACUUACCUGGGCCCAAUAUACAAAACAGAAAAGAAAACAAUCAAACACACGUCUACAUCUCCUCCGUCCAUUGUUAUCUUCUUCAAUGGAUUUAAAAAACAAAAUAUUAAUAUUCAAGAUGAUUAUUACCCCCCUUUGUUCAUAUGGUAUUCAAAUCUGGGGCCAAGCCAAACCAUCCAAUAUAAAGCCCAUACAAGCUUUCCAGUUUAUAUGUCUCUGACAAAUAACUGGAGCCCUAUGGUAUAUGGCCAACAACGCAUUACAUAAGGAUUUACAUCCCAACAGUCAAUGAAAUAGCAACUCGACAAUACAAAAAGUUCCACUCCAAACUGUACUCAAACCAAAACCCUCUAUUACCAUCCCCAACAACCCUCCGAGGAGGUUAAAAAGAAAAUGGCAAAGAGACGCUCUUGCACAUAACCAAAAAAAACGGUCUCUUAAGUAUAUGAACCCACAAAAAAUAACUAAUGACUUAUUAUAUUAUUACUAUUAUUAUUAUUAUUACUUUGUCAACAACUUAUGUAUCAUUUGUAAAAUAACUUAUUUCAUUAAUUGUAUGCAAUGUACAUAUUGUUUUUUUCAUAACCACAAUUUAUAAAAAUGU
Messenger RNA from Diuraphis noxia (Russian wheat aphid), 4843 nucleotides. RefSeq names its product Ecdysteroid phosphate phosphatase. Gene Ontology annotation, molecular function: protein binding. The record is from RefSeq and is a predicted model, not a curated record. NCBI's taxonomy places the organism in Eukaryota, Metazoa, Arthropoda, Insecta, Hemiptera, Aphididae.